Molecule: messenger RNA, 957 nt
Organism: Xiphophorus hellerii (green swordtail)
Lineage: Eukaryota; Metazoa; Chordata; Actinopteri; Cyprinodontiformes; Poeciliidae
Product: integral membrane protein GPR180-like
Exons: 5
Coding region: 1-498 (165 amino acids)
Biological process (GO): G protein-coupled receptor signaling pathway; response to pheromone
Source: RefSeq, a predicted model, not a curated record
AUGGCGCGACGAAAUGAAUUGCUGGAGAACGUGGAAACCGUUGCUGUCGGCGGCGUGGUCACACAGGGGGUCCUGCUGCUGUGGGAGCAGUACUCUGAGUCAGAGAGCGAACACCACAGUUAUCACGCCCAACGAAGCCUAGCAGGUCUCCUCCUCCUGGCUCUGAGAGUGGCGCUGUCCCUCCUGCUGGCCUCCGUCCUCUACCAGAUCGUCUCCACAGAGAGGAGCACCCUGAAGAGAGACUUCUACCUCUGCUUUGCUAAGGGCUGCUUCCUGUGGUUCCUUUGUCACCCCGUCCUCGUCCUCAUGUCUGUGGUCUUCAACGACCACCAGAGGGAAAAGGUCAUCACCAUCGGCGUGAUCCUCUGUCAGUCCAUCUCCAUGGUGAUCCUCUACCAGCUCUUCCUGUCCCGCUCGCUCUACUGGGAGGUGUCCUCCCUCUCCUCCGUGUCUUUGCCGCUCACCAUGUCCAGAACGAACCACAGGGGGCGCCUAUGAGCACAGAUAGCGAGGUUACGGUGAGAACUGAAGCGUCUCUGUCAGACGCAGCAGGAGAUGUCCCCCUGCACCGUCCUCUGUCCCACGUUAGAGCUACCACUGAGCCGUGGACAGAGGACAGUACUUACUGCAACAUACUACCUCUGACUUCUAACUGGAGCCUCUGGGAUGCAAAAUGCAUGGCCAAGCAUGCAUCGGCUGGCGAGGUAGACGUCAGCAGAAAACCAUGAGGAAGAACUUGAGAGAGUGCAAAAUCACAAGCAAUCACAAUUAGAUUGUUUUUAAAGGCUUUACCUGCAAAUCGCUGAGUCAGCCACAAUUGGGGCAGUCUGCAUGUAGAUAGGCUUCCCCGCAACAGUUUUCAUUCCCCUUUUACCACAAGCUUGAGCUUAUUUUAUUAGCAUUUUAUGUGAUAGACCAACAUGAAUUAAAGUGGAGCGUAACUGUGAAGUGGAAGGA